Molecule: messenger RNA, 4194 nt
Organism: Theileria orientalis strain Shintoku
Lineage: Eukaryota; Apicomplexa; Aconoidasida; Piroplasmida; Theileriidae
Exons: 6
Coding region: 1-4194 (1397 amino acids)
Source: RefSeq, a predicted model, not a curated record
AUGGCGGACCCGCACGUUAUCUCGAUGCUGUACGAGGUACUGGUGGCGCAGUCUAAGUACGAGUCGAGAGGGAUCGACUACAGAACGAGGCUGAAGGCGAACUACUACCAGCUGCUCAGGGAAAACAGGGCGCACAAGGACGCGCCCACUAAGUACCCGAAGCAGUCGACGAACAAGCUGCUGCUCUCGCUGGCGGACUCGGUGCGAGUGCUGGACCCGACGGAGCUGCAGACGACGGACCUGGAGCUCUGCUACGGAAUCAACCAGUACGUCUUCCCCAAAAUACCGGACUUCGACAGCCUCGACGCGAACUUCGUGUCAAAGUGGCACAAGUUCUACAACGUCCUGCCGGUGUACCAGAGGGCCUGGGAGAGGAGGAAGAGGCCGAACGAGAAGAAGCACUUCCCCAUGUCCAAGAGGAGGAACGUGAAGGACUCGGAGAGCUCCUCCGAGGACGAGGGCCCGGAGCCGAAGGCGACGCACGCGGUGCUGAUGACUGAGGAGGACUUUGACAACCCGAAGCUGAGCGCGAGGACUGAGGACCCGUACGAGGAGCCGAGUCCGCAGGCGAGGGACCCGGGGGCGGACUUCCCGAGUCACGCGGAGCGCGACGAGGGCCACGUGAAGCUGCCGAUCGUGAUGAACAAGGACGUCGAGGUGACCGACGACGCAAUCGUGUUUGGGCUCAUGGAAGACUACAGGCUCAGCGACUGGGUCUCCACGUCCUCGUUCGACAUGUACAAGGAGCUCUACAGGCAGGUCUACUUCUACGACUCGUCGCUGCGCAUGGGCCCGAUUCAGAGGGAGGACAUGGCCUCCUUCCAGAAGGACGAGGACUCGGAACACGAAAGGGAGGCGGGGAGCGCGGCGAACGUGAAGAGUGAGGCUGCGGCACCGCAGCCCGAAAAAAUGGAGCCGAGCAGCGUGUACAGGUCCGACGCGGGCGUGCGAGUGUUCAGCAGGUCCGACGCGGACGGCAGUCUGGGAUACGGGAGUGACGCUGGACUCAAGUUGGCAAAUAACACGGGCAGCGGCGUCAGAGUCUCAUACAGGGCGCACCCGCAGGACAGAGUGGCCGGAGCGUCGGCUGCCGGAGAAAAGGCGGCACACAGGCACGAAGCCGUUGUUGGGGAUAGGGCCGUAAACGGACCGGACUGUGCGAGUAAGGCAGGAAAUAAGCAGGACGCCCCCGAGAGAUUGACCCAGGGGCAGGACGGUGCCAGUAAGCAAGUCAACAAGCAGGACUUUGUUGCAACUAAGUCGGCAAGCAAGCAAGACGCAACGAAUAACUCGAGUAGUAAACAGGACUUUGUUGCAACUAAGUCGGCAAACAAGUCGGCCAACAAGCAGAACGUUGGAGCAUCUAAGGCAGGGACUAGUUUAGAUUCAAGCUCGAACACGAACAGCUCGGACGAAGUGAACGACGAGCUUAUAGGAACGAGGAACUUCUAUAAAAAGGCGAAGCCGCUGACACUGCCAGGUAAAUAUAAGCAGGAUACAGACCAUUUUGAUCCAGAUGCAAUCUUUGGAAACUACUACUGCCCACUGAGCUCAGGCACCACCUUCGUGGACAGCCUGGUGAAGGUGGACACGCUAGGCUCGAACAACUCGAACGAAACGAGCGCGAAGACAGACCUGGCGGAAAUGGAAAAGCUGGAGGGAGAAAAGGAUGAGACUUCGAAGCUGAUGAACGUGAAGAGCUUCACAGUCAACUUCAUGGAGGUGGACUCGAUAUACUCGUGCAACGACCUGGGCAACUUCGAAGUGAGGUGCAGCGCAAAGAUCAAGCACCCCUUCGCAUCGGGAGUCAUGAGGAGGAAGAUGGAGGGCACGCUGGGAGUGUACCAGGAGCUGCAGGUGCUGCUGAAGAAACUCUUCUCGCUCAAGAGGAAGAUCAGCGGAAACUGCAGCAUCUGCUCAGGCUGGAACCUCCUGCACGGGAUAGCGCACUCGUUCUGCGAGUACUGCGAGGACAAGCUGGUGAACAGAGACCCUGAGAUCCUGCUAAAAAUAUUCGAGAUCAGGCGGUACCUGGUCUCGAUACUGUACCCGAUCGUGGGCUACAACUUUCAGACGCUAGAGCUCUUUAAGACGGGCGAGCUCGCGCACAACUGGAAGGACCUGAUAAGGACGCAGAAGGUCUCGAUUCAGUCGCUGACGGAGGUGGGUUCGUCGUUCCCGAAGGCAUCGCUCCACGACUCGAGGUGUCUGCCCUCGCCGAUAACGCUGCCGCACACGAUCUGUGACACGAUAAACACGUUCCAGUUCCCGAAGACGAACCAGUUUAGUCACGGACAGGGAGGUGCGUCAAGUCAUUCACCUCAGGGCGUGUCACUGAGUCAGGGGCACCCUCAAGUAGCAGGUUUAUCAGGCCAAUCGAGUCAGGCGUUGUUAGGUUUGUCGGGUCAGUCGAGUCAGGCGUUGCUAGGUUUAUCAGGCCAAUCGAGUCAGGCGUUGCUGUCGCAAACACUGCUGACUCAGUUGGGGCAGUCGACGCACAUAGGUCAGCUGGUGCAGCAAGUCAAGGAAGAGUUGCUGACGCCAAUAAACACGCCGACGAAGCAGAGCCCGUUUGGAAGCGGACCACUGAAGCACAGUCCGGUGAAUAACACGCAGAGCGGCAACACGGCACAGAGCGUAAACAGCGGAGUAAGUAGCACCAAGGGAACGAACGGAUGCAGAGAAGCCUUCAACAUAGAAGGAAGCUACGGCCUGAUGGACAUAGUCAACUACAGAAGGUACCACAAGGCGAAGAUGCUCAACGACUUCCUGGAACAGAUGUACAACGAGUACCACUCGAGACCGGCACACAAAAGGUCGACGCACCUGGUUAACAACUACGUCAACAUAGUGAAAAACGGGCAGCUGCUGACGACGGAGUUCAUAAUCCCGGAAAACGCAAGUCUGGACGUGGACUCGGAAGACUCGGACGAAACUGACGAGGAAACGCCAGAAUUGAGGCAAAACGAAGGCCAUGAAUCGAGGUACAGCGAAAGGAACGGCGACAAGCAGAAGGAAAAGGGAGAGUCAAGGCCUGGUGAGAAGCACAACGAAAAGGCGGACCCAAAGAACGCUGAGAAGCAGGGCGACAGGAAGAAGGAGCCUGCAAGGGAAGGGCCGAGGGUGAGGGAGUUUAAGCCCAGGGAGACGUACUACGACGAGGACGCCUCGUUCGUGCUCAGCAGGCUCCCGCUCGACACGGACAUGAUCAAGUUGUCAUUCUACCACCGAGGAGUCUAUCAGUGCAAGACGAACAGCCUGAAGACGUACGCGUACGCGCACGUGGCCAAGAUAUUUGGCUUCAAGGACACCGGCACAAAUGUCAUCAGCACUAGGAAUUCCAGCAGUCGCAGCAGCAGCCGCAGCAGUAGUAACUCGAUAAUGAACACUGUAAACACAGACGCUGGUGCUACCACGGCCUAUGCAACGGUGAAUGCAGAGUCGACUACGGCAAACAGAGGUGCCAAUAUGACUACAGUAAACGCUACGACAACUGCCAAUACAACAACGGUAACCACAGGUGCCAGUGUGACAACGACAACUGCCAAUAUGACUACGGUAAGCACAGGUGCACCUACUAGUGCUGACACCACUGCAGCCUAUUCAACGGCCGCAAAAGCGACGGCGGUAAAAGCAAAUGGUAGUAUAAUGAACAGUGGACAUAUGUGUAAAGAUGAGCCGACGUUGACUAUAGAUUUGGACGACGCAGGUGAAGUGGACGCGUCAGGGCUAGCACAGAGCACGUCAAACGAGGAAGACAACUCUGCAGGACUAAACUACGGCUGGCACGAGCACGUAGUGAGAAACCUGAGUAAAAAGGCGUUUUUGGUUAAGAACAAUAAGAACGAAAACAGCGAGCUGAUAAGUAGAAUGCUCAGCGAAGAGGGCAACGACGGGAAGGUCUGCAACGCGGAGCUGCUGAGGAAGCUCCACAGGUAUAAGCUGCUGCAGAACAUGCCGACGCAGGUGCUCAGCGGGCUGAGAGCCACUGGGAAGCUGAACAUAGGCUUCCCGACGAGCCUGGAGAUGUUCGUGCUCAACGUCCCGGACUCGAUAAUGGACUGCGGAAUGUACGGGGGAGUGGGGAAGAGCUUCAUGUACUCGCUCGACGCAAUAGUCCACAACCUGGCGCUGCUGAGCACGAUCAUCAGAGUGGGCACGGUGAGCAACGUUAGAAAGAAGAACGCAAAGUAA